GACACAUUACACAGUCAGACUUCCAGACACAUCAUGGAAGGGAAAGGGCUCGUGGCUGAGCUGCAGAGAGCUGCUAUAUGCCCUAUCUGCAGGGGUCACUUCAAGGACCCGGUGAUCUUGGACUGUGAUCACAGCUACUGCCGUGCCUGCAUCACCCGUUACUGGGAAGAGGCAGCUGCGUCUGGGAAGGGCCCAAGGGUGCUGUCCUGCCCUCAGUGCAAGAUGGUCUUUGAGAGGAAGAACCUCCGGACCAAUGUCAAGUUGGCCGUGGAAGUCAAGAUCACCCAGCAUCUCAAUGCCAAGACAGCCGAGGUGCCCCUCGGCCCCAAGCCCAGGAGGCGUCGUGGAGGGUGGUUACCCGCAACCAGCAUCCGGGACGAGAAGCAGGGCAUCAGAGAACUCUGCAGAUGCUAAUAUGGUUCUGAUACCCUCCCAGACACACAUUUCCAUUUGAACAUGUUGGACAUUUAAUGUGAAGCCCCUCCAAUCAACCUGCCAAGAGAUAAGACAGUCAAGACCCUGGGGGAACAGGUCUACUCUGGAACAGACUAUGACAUGGAGGAGAGCAAAGUUCUGAGGAAGGAGCAGCAGAUCCUAGGCCUGCACCCAAGUGAAGAUCCAUACUUCGGAAUGGAGCUACAAGAGCUAGAAGAAAUCCUCCCUACAUUGCUUUAAUUUUUAAAAACAACAGAGAAAUACCAGCACACAAGCCUUGCGGAACUAAUGGACCAUAGUUACCUAGCAAGGAGGAAAUUCAAUUUGCUGUAUGAUCAAACUGCCCCUUUUCUUGGUGACUUCUUUGCAUCUUCUGUGACGAAAUCCUGACAUUGAAAACAGACUCCAGGACUUGGCUUAGCCUGAAUUUUAAGCACUGCCUUCCAUGUCUUAUCAGAACAGACUUUGGUUGGACUAAAUCUGGGAAGUGUGCCUGGUUUGGCAUAAGGACAAAACCUUCAGAUCAGCUGCACGGCAUCCUGGGAAAAUCUUAUCCUUGUACCCAAGGUGUUGCUUGUAGGGAAGAGGACUUCAAUAUUAGAGAUGAUCUGCAUUAGCAGGUGGCUGCUGGGCCUUGGAGAGGAAUGGCUGCUUUCGGACUAAUACUGCUGAAACUACACAGUGAGAUGGUUACCUGUAUCUAUAGUAUUAUUUUGCAACAGACAGUGUAUGAAGGGAGGUCAGUCUUAAUUACUCUGCUAAGGCCCCUUCCACACAUGCAGAAUAAUGCACUUUCAGUUCACUUUGCAGCUGGAUUUUACUGUGCGGAAUAGCAAAAUCCAUUUACAAACAAUUGUGGAAGUGAAUUGAAAGUGCAUUAUUCUUCACGUGCAGAAGGGGCCUUAGAUUCACACAAUUCAUUCAUUAAUCAUGAGCCACAAAGGAAAGAUGAUAUAUAAAUAUUUUUUUAAUGCAACAAAUAAAUAAAUCUCCGAUAUCACCCUCUACCAUUUGCUCAUCUGCCUUGAAAGACAUUCAAAGCCAUCUAGAUAAGGUUCAUACUGCUUCUGUGGACCUCACGGGAUCAGAUGUACUCUUACCAUUGUUUUAAAUGUUGGAAGGCAAUAAAGCAAGUGGCUCUUAAAUAUAAAUUAGCAUUCACUGAGCAGAACUGAAAUGCAUUGAAGUGCAUGAUGCAACUAUUCCUUAAAUACUCAGUACCAUUUUUCAUUUACUGCUUUUGGCUAAGGGUAUGUAUUUAGGCUGAGGUGGAUGGUAAGAUGGCAAAGAAACACCCCAUUGGUUGUUGAUGCCCGUCAGUCUCUAGGAUCUUUAGUUAGGAACGAAGAGAAUAAAUCAUAGAGUUGGAAGAGACCACAAGGGCCAAUCAUGUCCAACCCCCUACCAUGCAGGAACACACUUGAGGAAGAAAUGGGAAAUCUUCUCUUGCUCUCUUCAUAUCGAGUUCCCAGAGUCCUGGAGAAAAAGUGUUCUGACCCUUAAAGAGAGAAUUAAUGGGGUGUUCUUUACAAGGGAUGAUGUUAUUUACCUCAGUGCCAGGCAAAGCUGCAGCUUCUCAUCUCCACACAUUUAUCCUUUAUUAAAGAAAGGGACAGGACAUUUUCUCCCAUGCUUGCACAGAUACAUCAUUAAUGUGUUUUUUUUUCCUGAAGUCCCUGCCUCCAAUGUACUAUGCUGCUAAUCCCCUGCACAAGUAAAGACAGGAAGCAUUAAGAUGCAGUUAACACUCCAUAUUUUUAAUUUGUGGUGUACCAAGAAUCAAUUUUAGAUUUUUGUUUGUGUGUGUAUGCAUAGCAAUUUCAGUCCUUCACUGGAAGGGACUCAUAAGUGUAAAACUCUACUUAAAUAAAAACAAGAUUGCAAAGGAAA
This is a messenger RNA of Sphaerodactylus townsendi, 2325 nucleotides long. RefSeq names its product RING finger protein 39-like. NCBI's taxonomy places the organism in Eukaryota, Metazoa, Chordata, Lepidosauria, Squamata, Sphaerodactylidae. The transcript has 3 exons. The record is from RefSeq and is a predicted model, not a curated record. The coding region runs from base 34 to 414 and encodes 126 amino acids.